Molecule: messenger RNA, 1764 nt
Organism: Fukomys damarensis (Damara mole-rat)
Lineage: Eukaryota; Metazoa; Chordata; Mammalia; Rodentia; Bathyergidae
Gene: Lctl
Product: lactase like
Biological process (GO): carbohydrate metabolic process
Molecular function (GO): beta-glucosidase activity
Source: RefSeq, a predicted model, not a curated record
AUGGACACGUUUUGCAAGUAUGGAGGAGGGCCCAGUACCACAAAGCCGGUGCAGGCUGCCACUCUCUGGGCGUUAAUGCUGCUGUCUGGGCUGGGCACUGCCAGGAAGGGGUCCCCGGAGAGGCCCAGCGUGGGGUCUCCACCUGCAGGCUUCUCCUGGGGCACGGGCAGCUCCGCCUACCAGACAGAGGGUGCCUGGGACCAGGAUGGGAAGGGGCCCAGCAUCUGGGACGUGACCACAGACGCGGCCUGCGACGGCUACUACAGGGCCCGGGAGGACGUCCUGAGGCUGAGGGAGCUGCGGCGUGGUCCCUUCCAGACAGAUGUCUGGGCAGCAGCCUCGCAGGCUGCCGGGGUGCUGGGGCACCAUCUGGCCCGCAAACCCCCGAAGUUCUACAGCAACCUCAUCGACGCCAGCGUGAACCUGCACCACUGGGACCUGCCACAGCUGCUCCAGGUGAGGUUUGGCGGGUGGCAGAACACCAGCACGGCUCUAUGCUUUGAGGCUUUCGGGGACUGUGUGAAGCACUGGAUCGCAUUCAGCGGCCCUCGGGUGGAAAAGGGCUACGAGACAGGUGAGCACGCGCCCGGCCCGAGGCUGCCCGGCACCGUCCCGUACCACGCGGCGCACCAUGUGCUCAAGGUGAGCGGCCCACAGCGGUGCCGGCACCAUGUCCCUUGUGUCCGUAAGCUGCCCGGGGCUGAGGUGGCCGAGCAGGACAGCAGUGUGGAGGAGGGCCCAGAGGUGGCUCCGGGGGAUGACAACUGGCACAAGGUGGACGGUCUGUCUGAAGUGGGCGGUCAGAGGCUGCCGGGCCUGGUGGGGAUUUUGCUGAACUGUGACUGGGGGGUCGUAGACAUCAGUGACCCCGGGGACACAGAGGCUGCUGAACGAUACCUGCAGUUCUGCCUGGGCUGGUUCGCCAACCCCAUCUUCACAGGUGACUACCCCCAAGUCAUGAAGGACCGACCGCAUUGGUGAGCAAAAAUCACAGAGCAGGGCCUGGCUCUGUCUCGGCUGCCAGUGUUCUCCGGCCAGGAGAGCUGCAUCAAAGGCACCUCCGACUUCCCGGGACUGGGUCAUUUCACCACGCACUACACCACGGAAGGGAACCACUUCUCUCGCCAGGGGCCCAGCUACCAGAAUGACCAGGACUUGGUGGAACUUGAUGACCCAAACUGGUUGGAUGUGGGGCCUCAAUGCCUCUGUUCUGUGCCGUGGGGGUUCAGGAGGCUCCUCCACUUUGCUCAAACUCAAUAUGGCAAUCCUCCCAUAUAUGUGACAGAAAAUAGAGCAGCUCAAAAAUUACACUAUACACAAUUAUGUGACGAGUGGAGAAUUCAGUACCUUAAAGGAUACAUCAAUGAAAUGCUGAAAGCUCUGAGAGAUGGCACUAAUGUAAAAGAGUACACUUCUAAAUCCCCGGCCCUGGAUAAGUUUGGAUGGGAGAAGGGCUAUGCAGACAGAUACGGAUUCUACCAUGUGGACUUCACCCCCAGAAGCAAGCCCCACCACCCCAAGGCUCUGGCUCACUUCUACAAGAUGAUCACUGUGGCCAGCGGGUUUCCCAGGCCCAGAGAGUUAGGACAGAUACCUGUGCUGCGCGUGAUGGCUCUACAGGGGCUGAGCACUGGGCACGCAAAGCGUUUGACUCUGCUUGAGCACAUGCACCUGGCCUUGGAGACAGUGGUGCCUAUGGUCUGCACCCUCUGCGUGCUCAUCGCAGCCCUGUUGCUCACGCUCCUGCUACGGGGCCUGCACUGA